UUCACAACAUUCCAACCUCGUUCUUUCUUCUCCAUCUCCGCCGCUCGGAUGUACAUUUUUUGGACACAUGAAAGAAGCCAGUCAUGAACGUCACUUUUGCAGACAUGUGACUGAAAACUGCGGCGCCAUUCUGGAGCCAUUCAGGGUGAAAGUGAGCAACAUGUCGACUGAGGGAGAAGAAGAGAAACAACGUCCGCAGCUCUCCCCUUGAUCAGCAGCAGUGGCCGAGGGGGAACUUUGUCAGUGGGAGGUAACCCACAUGACUGCCUGACAAUUCAACGCUUGUCCGUGGGGCUGCGCCGUCCGGAACACAGUCUGAAGUGAUCCAUAUCACAGUUUCAGAAAAAAAAACGCAGUCUGCUCAUUCAGAAACCCGAAGCAUUUGUAACCUGGAUAUGAGAAUAAGGGAUGAACGGGACGCCACUUGGAUGAGCAGCACUCGACAUCAUCUGUCCCCGUGUGAACGUCUCCUCAGCGGAUAGACGAGACGUGAUUUGGACAGAUUUACGCACGGGUGGCGCAGAAGUGAAGACCAUCUUCAGUGGACACAGGUCCUGUGUGCGCUUAAUGCUACCAAAACACGGAUGAAAUUUGAAUUUGAGCUUUUUCAACGACAAAGAGCAAUUUUUAAGGAUACUCGCUGGAUUUAUUUUUUAUUUUUUUUUUCCUUUUUUGGUCUUGCGCAGGAUUUUCAUCUUGUAGAGCCCCUCGGGCAAAAUACUGUUAGUUGUCAAUGACUUAACAGAUACUUUUUUUGCGCAUCCACAAACCUUAUAAACAUCUUUAAACCUACACUGAGAUGUGAGAUUGAAUCCAAUCCAAUCCAGUGUGAUUGACAGCAAAGAAGUAAUAGAGACUUGGUGGAAGUUCCAUUUCUAAUUAAAGAAAAGGACGCUGAUCCACUCCUGCAAAGGGCUUUUUUUUUUUAAAGGAUGCACCUUCUGAUUCGUCGUGUGCACCAUUUUGUGAUGCAAUGUCUCCGUCUUAUAUCUUAUAUGCAUGUUCAGCAGUGAAGAAAUAACAAGUGUGCACGUCCACAUUGCCCUAACUCAGGAGGAAACGUCGGGCAUUAGUGGUUCCGCUCAGUUCCAGCUAUGGCACUUGUGGGUCUCUCCACGCUAAGAGUCUCGUGGAAAAAGGCGAUGUCGGAUAUAUCAGCAUCAUUUUGAGAGUUACCCCCACAUCUGGACUAAUGGAUGGAUUGCUGUUUUUUUAGCCACGGAUUGUGCAGGAUCGCCUGAGAAUUGCGGAUUUUUUUUUUUUUUGGUGUGCGUUUUGAAAAGACGCAACGUUCUCAAUCAGAAUCCAGAAGGGAUUGGUGACUACUGAGCAAGGUCUGUGUUAUGUUGGACGGGGGUCGUAAAUGAGAAUGACCUGACACCCUUCUGUACUGUAACUCAUAUGGGAGUUGGCCCAAUCAUCUUUCCAAAGAGCGGAAGACCAGUCAGUGAAUUAUGAAUGUUAAACAAGAUGACCUCCUCUCAGCAGCAGCAGAUGAUGCGAGGUCCUAGGUGGAACCGGGCCUUGUCCGACCCUUUGUUUGUACUACUCCUGGCCCUACAGCUGUUGGUGGUUGCGGGUCUGGUACGUGCUCAGACGUGCCCCUCUGUCUGCUCCUGUAGUAAUCAGUUCAGCAAAGUCAUCUGCACACGGAGGGGCCUGCGAGAGGUCCCUGAUGGCAUUUCUACCAACACACGCUACCUAAAUCUGCAAGAAAAUUUAAUACAGGUCAUUAAAGUGGACAGCUUCAAGCACCUAAGACAUUUGGAGAUCCUGCAGCUGAGUAAAAACCACAUACGCAAAAUUGAACUUGGAGCUUUCAAUGGACUCGCUAGCCUCAACACCCUGGAGCUUUUUGACAACCGCCUAACCACAAUCCCAAAUGGGGCAUUUGAGUACCUGUCCAAACUAAAGGAGCUUUGGUUGAGGAAUAACCCCAUAGAGAGCAUCCCCUCCUAUGCUUUCAACAGGGUGCCCUCAUUACGACGGCUGGACCUUGGGGAGCUUAAAAGGCUCUCCUACAUAUCUGAGGGGGCCUUUGAAGGGCUGAGCAAUCUUCGCUACUUAAAUCUGGGAAUGUGCAAUCUGAAGGAAAUCCCCAACCUUAUUCCUCUGGUGAAGCUGGAUGAACUGGAGAUGUCAGGGAACCAGCUAUCUGUCAUACGUCCCGGCUCUUUUAAAGGGCUCAUCCAUCUGCAGAAGCUAUGGAUGAUGCAUGCACAGAUUCAGACUAUAGAAAGGAACUCAUUUGAUGAUCUCCAAUCGCUAGUGGAGCUUAAUUUAGCCCACAACAACCUUACGCUAUUGCCCCAUGAUCUUUUCACUCCUUUGCAUCAUCUGGAGAGGGUGCAUUUGCACCACAACCCAUGGAACUGUAACUGUGACAUCCUCUGGUUGAGCUGGUGGCUGAAGGAGAUGGUACCAGCAAACACUAGCUGCUGUGCCCGCUGUAGCUCACCAUCUAACCACAAAGGGCGUUACAUUGGCGAACUGGAUCAAAACUAUUUCCACUGUUAUGCUCCUGUUAUUGUGGAGCCCCCUGCUGACCUAAAUGUGACGGAGGGGAGCGCUGCGGAAUUGAAAUGUCGAGCCAGCUCUUUGACCUCGGUGAGUUGGAUUACACCCAAUGGUUCCAUCAUGACGCACGGUGCGUACAAGGUCAGAAUCUCAGUCCUGACUGACGGCACUCUGAACUUCACCAAUGUUACCAUGCAGGACACUGGUACGUAUACAUGCAUGGUAAGUAAUUCAGCUGGCAACACGACGGCAUCCGCCACACUCAACGUGUCCUCCACUGAGAACAGCAGCUUCAGCUACUUCACCACAGUAACGGUAGAGACAAUAGAAACGCCACAUCACGAAGACUUCACCACGAUUGUGCAGCAGAAAGUGGGCCCUACUCCAUCUGCUCGUACAUGGAAAUCUAUUUCACCCAUCUCCACAACUACCACCACAGUCCAGACCCCUCUUUCUACCCGUGCCACAGAGAAGACAUACACCGUCCCUGUGACUGAAUUUGGUGGGGAAGGCUCACUGAAUGGCUUGGAUGAGGUCAUGAAGACAACCAAGAUUAUUAUCGGCUGCUUUGUUGCAAUCACACUCAUGGCAGCUGUCAUGCUUAUCAUCUUCUACAAGAUGCGCAAACAGCACCACCAGCAGAACCACCACGCGCCCACUCGCACAAUUGAGAUCAUCAAUGUGGACGAGGACUGUGUAACGGGUGGACCGGGCAUGGAGAGCCACCUGACUUUGCCUCCUCUUGAACAUGAGCACCUCAACCAUUAUAACACAUAUAAAACUGCCUACAACCAUGCCUCCACUAUCAACUCCAUACACAGCUCAGCGCAUGAACCUUUGUUAAUCCGGGCCAGCUCAAAAGACAAUGUACAAGAGACCCAAAUCUGAACUUCUUUUUUUCCCCAUGUAAUGGAAUUACAUCAAGACUUUCCGGACAGUAUAUGUUUCAAAUUUGGUUUUUGAGGAGAUGGCUCAAACACGGAUAAAUCUCUGCGUGUUUGAAAAUUCAAUGGUCGGUGAUGUUUAUUCAAUGACUUUGGUAAUUAGGGUAUGUCUGUUACAAAAAGUGUCUUUACAAAACAAAAGUUAUUUAUUUAAGAAAAAAAAAACAUUGUUGUUAAAUCAAGAAAAACACCUGGUGUAUUCUACAAUAUUUUUUCUUCGCACCUAAUUGAUGUUUUUUUUUCUUCCCUUUUCGCUCAUGUUGGUUCUUUCGCUCAUGUUGGUUGACUGACUGAAAUGAAUUACGAAAGUUGUUGAUAUUAAGUCAAUUGAAGACUUUUAUUUUUCCCGACAAAAGUAGAGCAGAUUCGAUUUUUUUUUCCCUCCAGCUGUGGAGUAAGUGGUGAAGUGUUUUAUGAUCAUAUGGAAAGUAUAUGAUAUUUUCAAUAUUAAGUGUUCGGCAGAAAUAAUUCACAUGACUGUGUCAAAUAAAUAAUAUUCCCCCUAUUUUCAUGUUAUGAAAGUUGAGGACAACAUCUGCAAUAUUAAAAAUUACACUGUAAUUCUAAAAAAAAAAAGUUAUAAACUAGACAUCUAUGCAUAUAAUUUGCAUAAAUUUGGAUUUUUUUUUUUUUAUCAAGUGCCCAGCUUCCAAAACUUCUUGCAUUUAUUUAUUUAUAUUUUACGAUGUUACACCAAUUGCAAUAAACCCACUAAGACCUUAACAGGAAAGAGGCAAAGGCUUGGUACAAUGGAAUCAUAUUGGACCAAGGGUUCCCAACAUGUCACCCAUUUGCUACCCAUACUUACAUCCAUCAUUUGCAGUUAGUACAUGUUUUUUUUUCUGCGGGUUUCAAACAACCUUUUCCAAGCACAUACCCCUUACCUCAUCGACAAAGCUGCAGGACUGCAUGCUGUCAGAGGUAGACCAGUGAGCUUAAACCCUUUAUACAGCUGUCUGACCGCAUUGGCUGUAAUCUGUGUGCCACAUUUCCACAUAGGCAGUACCUGGCAGCCCCACAUCCACCCUACCCCUGCCAGCAACACAACUUGGCCGUGAGCAGCAGGUUUUGUGGCUUUAGGAGGCGGGGUGUGGGGGAGCGGGCACCAACCAGAUGUUUGUGCUGUACCUGUCUUUCUCCCCCAACUCCAUUUACAUUUUAAUUGAUGUGCUCAUGGGCAUAGAUCUGCAAGGGACUAUUCCCUGGGAACAAUUACAAAGAGCUUACCAUAAAAAAAAAAAUGCCAACUAUCAUGAACAGUGAUAAAUCCGGUCAAGCAACAUUUACAGAAAAUUAUAUUCAAUCUUGUUUUCUAAAAAUAAUUAUGUAUGGUGUUGCUCUUUCUGUCACGAUUAAUUCAGUUUUGUUACUUUAUUAAACAUUAUUCUAAGACCAGAAAUACAGUAUCUAACUUUGCUUGUAGUUUUAACUGUCCUCUCUGGGGUAUUCAAGUGUAAAUGUUAAUUAUUUCAACAAAAUAAUGCAAAGUUUUAACUUGCACAAUUGUUUUAAUGGAAAUCACUGAUGCAUUACACUACACAAUAAAUGAAUCACUGUCUGAUCCAUGAAAGCAGUUAAUGGAGCAAAAAUGCUAACUAUUAUUUUUUACUUUAAUUUAUUUACAUGGAUGAGCAUACAAUGUAGAGUCUGGAAAAUUGGUCAAACAUAAAAGGCCUUGUACUUUAAAUAAAUUUGAAUAAGAGAGUGUAAUCCCUUGCCAAUUCACGCUUUGGAUUGUGUGUCUUCCCCUCUAUCACUAUUUUUCAAAAACAUAUUAAUGAAUCAUUGCUGUUUCAUGGUUGAAUAUGGCCCGCUAUUAGUCAAAAAUAUGCAUAACAUGCAUAUUUAAGCAAGCUUUACAUAUUUUUGCCUAAAUUAAGCAUUCCCAAGCAUAAAAAUGGCUAAAUAAACUAAAAUAAAAAAUAUAUGAGGCAAUCAGAAGAUGCAUUCAAAGACAUAGACACUGGUCACGUGAUGUCAGUCAUGUUACAUUGAUGAAACAAUAGCUGCUACAGGAAGUACAGUCCAGAUAGAAAGUAAACACAAACAAGAAGUGCAAACGUGUGAAUCUAUAUGUCUAAUGUCUUAUUUUCUCUUAUUACGUCUACUAUUUUGGGUAAUACGAAUGUAAAGGUGACUAUACAUGUGUUAUUUCAUGCCUAGAAGGUUCUAAUAAUGUUACAGACCAUAUUUAGAAGGUCAUAAUCACAGUUUUUGUAUGAUCUAACUACGAAAAUAUUCCAUUAUAAAUAAGGAAUCAUACUUCGUGGAAAUUAUUUUAUCACAGUCGGGUCGAGAACCAAUUAACCGCGAUGAAUGAGAUAUUACUUUAUAUCCUUUUCACUGAGAAAUAAACAAACAUAGUCCAAAAUUAACUUCCACAAACAUCUAAAAUUUUGUUUUAUAUAAACGUAGAGCACAUCUGAGCAUUUAAUGUAACAUCUGUUAUAUGUUUUAUGAUGACAAAUGAUUAGAAACAUUCCAUAUCAUUUGAUGGAACUUGCUGACCAGUACAAAACUUUCAGGCUCACAAAAACAAUCAUUGAAGUUAUUAAGAUUGUUUAAAAAUGAACUGAAUACACCUUAAAUAAUAUGUGAGGGGUGUUCCGAUCGCUUUUCCGAUUGCUUUAAAAUGCCGAUCCCGUCCCCAGAUCAGCUCCGCCCUCGCUGCAACAUUCAGAACAACCAUGUCUGCCGUGUGUGUGACUUCCUGUCUAUAAGUUUCGCACCCAGCAAAAAUGGUCUCACUGGAAUGGCGCUUGUGCAGCAUUUGGGGGCGAGCAGAGUGUUUUUUUAAUUUGAGGCUAACGAUGUGAUCAUCCGUCCGGCAGCGGCUAAAGCCCCAGUCCCAACCCACUGUAAUUGCAAUUGUGGGCAAAUUGUGGGAUCAUUUCGAGUGAGUGUUUGUGCCACGCUUGAAACACGUGAUGUGCACACAGAUUUCAUCAGUGGUGCCAAGCGUGAUUGGCUCCAUUUGCCGUUCAGAAGGCAGCAGAUGCGGCUGGAGGGGCUCAGCAGAAGCGGGCGAGCCUGCUUUUCAUUCAUGUUGUCAGUCAAUGAUGUGAGAAGACUAGAAAUAAAUGCAUUGUGAAAUACAAAACAUGAGUUGUGGAUACUAGUAUUAAGUUCAUGCUCUGGUAAAAGGAGCAUAUCGGCUUUGUUUGACAAAUCGUAUCGGCAGCAUAAACCCUGAUCAGAACAUCCCUCAUAUAAAUAUAUACAUAUUAUUAAAUAUUUGUUUUUGCGCUUCCAGGUUUAUGGAGGCAGCAGUGAUGAAUAUGAGCACUUUUGGGUGCAAAGCCAGAUGCUAAUGAGUCUACCCAGCAUGCCCACUGUUUGUAUCAAUAGUGUCUAGAAUAAAAAUAUUAAUGUUAAGCUGAUAAUAUGUUUUACCCAAUUUGAAGGAAACACUAAUAGAUUUGAUGUGAGUGUGCUGCAUAUAAAACAAAUGUGUUAUAUAAAUGACUAAUUAAGACAUUUCAGGUCCCCAGACAAUUUUGCUCAAAUUAAGCUAGACUAAUGAAUUACCCUAUGUGCUUUCUGACAUCCAAACAUCAUCGCAUUGCACUUCUAAUUUUCUUAAUUUCUUUGACAUUCCGGAUCUUGGAUGUUAAUGUGACAAUUAUAAUAUUUUUUUUGUCUCUUAAACUCCACUUAUGGUUUUUAGUUGAAGGUGAUUUGUUUGGGAAUUUCAAAGCUGAUUUUUUUUUUUACAUUUUAGUCAAGCUCCAUCAUGUAUGUAAGAUAUUGGACUAUUUCGAUCAGCAUUUUUUUUACAUAAGCAAUUUUUGGAGAGGAAAUGCAGUUGUAGUGGUAGAUUUAUACAAAAACACAUUUUUGAGACUGCAUCAUUUAAAAAGGUCAAUAACAAAGUGCUUUGUUGUCUGUUUUGUUUUGUUUUGUUUUUCCUUGUAUCAACCAGCUGUCUAAAAAAAAGAAAUGUGCUGUAAAAGACUAAGAGAUUGAUUUUCAUGUAAGAAUUAUUUCAUGACCUUUAAAAAGAUAUGGAGAUCGAUUAUAGAGACCAGAGUUUGUAGUACAUACACGAAAUAUGGUUAAAAUAAACUUGUUGUUUUUUGUACUGUCUGCUCUUCUG
Molecule: messenger RNA, 7557 nt
Organism: Doryrhamphus excisus (bluestripe pipefish)
Lineage: Eukaryota; Metazoa; Chordata; Actinopteri; Syngnathiformes; Syngnathidae
Product: leucine-rich repeat-containing protein 4C
Biological process (GO): synaptic membrane adhesion; modulation of chemical synaptic transmission; regulation of axonogenesis
Cellular component (GO): plasma membrane; glutamatergic synapse; postsynaptic density membrane
Molecular function (GO): cell-cell adhesion mediator activity
Source: RefSeq, a predicted model, not a curated record